UAUCAUUCAUGGCAGUGCAGUUAUUGGAACAUUUUACAAUUAUACACAGCUUACAGUUUUCUUAAACAUUCAUUAAAAUAGUGCUAUAUUACACCAUAGUUCUAAUUAAGUGAAUCAUUUUUGGUUUAAAUUGUCUUGUGAUUUUUGACCUUUAUUAUAUUUCGAGGCAAAAUGAGGUCAUUUGAUGUGCUGUUGCUUUUGAUGAUAGCAUAUACAUGCGUAACAGUGAACGGUCUAUAUUUUCGAGUCAACAAAUCGAUUGAAAGUAAUUGGUGGUCGAACACAAUAAUGUAUCAAGUGUAUCCAAGAUCGUUUAAAGACAGUAACAAAGAUGGUAUAGGUGACUUAAAAGGUAUUACACAGAAACUAGAUCAUUUUACAGAUCUUAAUAUAGAGACAAUAUGGAUUGGUCCAUUAUUCAAAUCACCUAUGGAUGAUAUGGGAUAUGAUGCAGAAGACUUUAGAAUGAUAGACCCAGUAUAUGGUACAAUGGACGAUUUUAAUGAAUUAGUUUUAGAAAUGAAGAAAAGAAAUCUUAAACUUAUAACUGACUUUAUACCCAAUCAUUCAAGUUAUAAAUGCGAAUGGUUUCAAAAAUCAAUAAAACGAGAAGGAAAAUACGCAGACUAUUACGUGUGGCGUAACGCUUCAAACCAAGAGGAAAUAAUGAGUAAUUCUUCGAUAAAGCCAAGACCGCCAAAUAACUGGUUAAAUGUAUUUGGAGGCUCUGGCUGGACUUGGAAUACUGAACGAAAACAAUUUUAUUAUCAUCAAUUCAGUCCAAAACAGCCGGAUUUUAAUAUAAGAAACUCCGAUGUUCAAAAAGAAUUGUUGGAUAUAAUUGAAUUUUGGAUGGAUAAAGGCGUUGUUGGAUUUCGAUUUGAUGCUCUCCGGCAUUUAUAUGAAAGUGAUUCUUUUCUUAAUGAAACUUGUUUAACAAAUCAGGACGAAUGUUCUACAAACUACGAUAGCUUGAAACAUACAUAUACAAUAGAUCAACCAGAAACCAUUGAUAUUCUUAUGGAAUGGAGAGAACACAUAGAUAAUCUAACGAGAUUGAAAAAUAUAUCAAUUUCCAGUUUUAUAGCCACAGAAUCCUACUCACCGAUAAAUGUAUUAAAGCAAUACUACGGAAAUGCAACAAAACCUGGUGCUCAAGUACCGUUUAACUUCGGGUUAAUAGUUCUUGAUAAAAAUAAUAUAAUCGAAUCAAUAGAAAAAGUAAUUGGAAACUGGCUAGAUAAUAUGCCUGAAAACCAGGUGGCCAACUGGGUGGUUGAAAAUCAUGACAAUCCUAGGUUGUCAACACUAUAUGGUGCUCAAAUGGUUCCACUCUUUACAGCUUUAAAAUUAUCUCUUCCCGGUAUAGAAGUUACAUACUAUGGAAGUGAAAUUGGUAUGGACAAUACGUAUGUAAGACCCGAUCAAAUAAAAGAUCCUAAUAAUUCGGCAAAAGGAACAUCGUCUACGUCUAGAGAUUAUGAAAGAUGCCCAAUGCAAUGGGAUAGUUCAAUAAACGCAGGAUUUACCGAAGAAAAGCAACCUUGGUUACCAGUAAACCCAAAUUAUUAUAAAGUUAACGUUGAAGAUCAGAAAAAAAUUCCAACUAGCAACUAUAAUUUUUAUAAAAAAAUGUCUCAACUUCGAAAAACCGAUACAUUAAAAAAUGGUGAUCUUCAGACAUAUAAUAUCACUAAAUCGAUUUAUAUUUUAAAACGGUCAUUAUUGGAACAUGAAUCGUAUUUGGUCGUAAUGAAUUUUGGCAGUGAAACUGAAACCGUCAUAUUGUCCAAUGUCGUGAAUGACCUCAAAAACGAAUUAUACGUAUAUUUAGGAAGUGAAAAUUCCAUAUACAGACCAGGAAACAUCGUAUCAACCGUAUCAUCGUCUGGCAAUCCAUUAACACUAAGACCACAAUCUGUAGUCGUAUUAACAGAUAAAUAUAUUGCAACUGAAACACCGAC
Messenger RNA from Melanaphis sacchari, 1964 nucleotides. RefSeq names its product maltase A3-like. The annotation marks the transcript as partial. The record is from RefSeq and is a predicted model, not a curated record. NCBI's taxonomy places the organism in Eukaryota, Metazoa, Arthropoda, Insecta, Hemiptera, Aphididae. Gene Ontology annotation, biological process: carbohydrate metabolic process. The transcript is spliced from 11 exons.